Molecule: messenger RNA, 2555 nt
Organism: Carassius gibelio (silver crucian carp)
Lineage: Eukaryota; Metazoa; Chordata; Actinopteri; Cypriniformes; Cyprinidae
Product: histamine N-methyltransferase
Exons: 7
Coding region: 107-985 (292 amino acids)
Molecular function (GO): N-methyltransferase activity
Source: RefSeq, a predicted model, not a curated record
GACUUUAAGGAUGUGGGCGUGGCUCGUCUCUGUCUGGAUGUGCGGAGGCCCUCUGGCCGACAGUAAGUGAUUGUGAAAACGGAGAGGAGAGAAGCAGGAGAAAACCAUGGCAGCUCCAUUCAGAUCACUUGUGGAAGAUUAUCCAAGAUACCUCAAAUCAUUUGAGCUUUUUCUGGAGCGCUCUUCGGAGCACCAGUGCAUGCAGGACUUCAUUCAUAAUACUCUACCAGACAUACUGGCAAGCAUUGGAGGGGGGAGGUCUGUUUUCAAUGUUAUGGGAGUAGGGAGUGGAGCAGGUGAGAUUGAUCUAGAGAUGCUCGCUCAGCUACGCCUGAAACAUCCACAUGUCAAAGUCGACAAUGAAGUGGUGGAACCAAGCAAUGACAUGCUGUACAAAUAUAAAGCUCGGGUGUCAACAACUCCAGACCUUGAUCAUAUUAACUUUCAGUGGAAUAAGAUGACGGCAUCUGAAUUUGAAAAGCACUGGCAAGAGAAAAACCCUGGGAAAAGGAUGGACUUCAUUCACAUGAUACAGAUGCUGUACUACGUCAAAGAUCCAGAGGCCACACUCUCAUUUUUUCGGAGUCUUCUACACAAAGAUGGGAAACUCUUAAUCAUUCUGGUGUCAGGUGAGAGUGGAUGGGGACGAUUAUGGACAACCUUUAAAGAACAACUGUGUAAUACUGAGAUCACCCAGUGUGUUACUACAGGAGAUAUAAAGACCUUCCUAGACGCUAAGGGAAUCCCCUACCAGAACUAUGAGCUUCUGUCCCAGAUGGACAUCACUGAGUGCUUCACUGAGGGAGACCAAGUGGGAGAACUGCUGCUGGAUUUCCUUACCGAAGUCAUAGAGUUCAGUAAGAAUGCUCCUGAAGACCUGAAGAAAAGAGUACUGGACUUACUGAGACAUCCUGACUGCAGUAAAGAGGUGGAUGGCAGGAUCAUAUUCAACAAUAACCUGGGAGUCUUAGUGGUCGAGCCGUAGCUCCAAGACUCCUUCAUAUCUCACCUGCACAAGAAUAUAGCCUACAGUGGUUCUUCUGACUCCAACGCCCCUCAUUGUCCAAAUUGCCAAUAAUAUUAAAAGGCCAAUGACUUUCCCAGCUUUUUAUGAUUUACUGAUAAGGAUUAAGAGUAAUGAUUUUAUUCAUUGACAUGACAUUUAGAAUCUAUAAAUCACACUUUCAAAAUAAGACUACCUCAUAUAUAUUUUUUCCAAGACCGCGGGAAGUCGGGAACCUUACUGUAGUUCUAAAAUAAUCAAAUAAAACAGUUGCUGAGGUGGUGAAUUAAACUGGGAAAUCUAUAGAUUUAUAGUUGUUUUGUCUUAUUUUUAAUCAAGUCAUUUUGAGGCCCCUUUAGAGGGCACUGGCCUCCGGGUUCAGAAAAACUGGUCUAAGAAGCACAUAAUGUCUAUAUUUUCACAAUUUUAGAAAUGUUCUGUUUCUGUACAGCUUUCAACAGAAAGGAGAAGAAAUGUGGCUUAUCUUAACAGUAUUGUAAUGAAUUUAUGAAAGAGUUUUAAAGUGCCCCUAUUAUGCCACUUUAAAGGUUCCUAAUAUUUUUUUGGGGGUCUCCCACAAUAUAUUUACAUACAUGCAAGGUCAAAAAAACUAAUUUUGCCACAAUUCUCAAACAAUUCGUUCAGAGCAGUUCUAAGAUUCAGUCUGUCUAAACCCCUCCUUGCUCAUUUCAGCUGUUAAGAGAUGAUUCUUUCUUUUGGGAGACAGUAACUGUCUUUAUAUAUCGUGCACUAUAGGCUUUACAACUUUAAAGAUAGUUUGCAAUCUUAUACAUCUUAUAAAUAAUGGCAUAAUAGGAACACUUUAAACUAUUGUCUCUACAUUCAAGGUUUUUGCUGUUAUAAAGAAUGUAAUAUUGUAACAUGAUGUUGUUCUGGCUAAACAACCUAGAAAAGGAAGACCAUAGAGAGCAAUUUAAAGUUUAAAUGGUGUCAACAUCACAUAAAAGUGUUUUAACAAAGGCCUGUGUAGUUGAGGUGUCAUGAAGAAACUUUGUAGCACAAACUACAGUAUGAGUAUCUUGUUCUUUGUAAAACUUGUCCAAGCAGCGAAGUACUUAUAUUGACUUAUUAACUCACAGGGACACAGAGUUCAUGGUUUUUCUACAACAGUCGUUAUGAUGAAAGAGAUGAGAUUGUAUUUUUUGGUGGCUAGUUGUGUUGUUGUAACCUUAUACCUCAUUUAGUUUUGGAGAGCUGUUUAAUGCCUAACCAGACAGGACAAAGGUUGUAUAGACAUUUCAAGGUUGAAAACACAUAUACUUGAAACUACUACUAGUUUUAUUUGAUUAGUGUGUGUGUGUGUGUGUGUGUGUGUAGAGGGCUUGUUAAAAUAGCACUGCCUUCCCUUUGUAUAUGCUUAUAGUAUUAUUGCAAAGUAACUUGAAUAUUGUCUUGUCCAUCAACACUUCUGUAUAUCUGUCCCACACCACAAAAAAACAUCACAUUAAAUUGACAUGAUCAACUUAAAAGGAAGCAUGAGUGUCUUUUGAGCCAUAUAUUGUAGCAAACAUCUAUUAAAAAAAAAAACUUC